AUGGAAUGUCCUUAUGACGUGGCAGUCCAGUGGGAGGUCCUUAUGACAUGGCAAAAUGUGUUUUUAGAAAGUCCGAAGGGACAUCCGCACCAUUGCUCAAUUGGGGAACAGCCUUUGUCGAAUAUUGCUAUUCUCAAAGCCACUCUCUCUCUAACCGAUUCUUCCUCCAUCAAAGCUAAACCUGGUCGUCUCGGUCUCAACGGUGAGGAUUCUGCAUCGGUUGUUGUGGAAUUUGAAAAUGAUAAACCUUCAAAUAAUGACUGGAUUGCUGUAUUUUCUCCUGCAAAAUUCAAUGGAUCGAUUUGUGACCUGGAAAAUGAUCCUAGAGCAGAUGUUCCUUACAUUUGCAGUGCCCCUAUUAAGUACCAAUUUGCCAAUUUCUCCGAUCAUAACUAUGCCAAUACUGGAAAAGCUUCUCUCAAGUUGCAAUUAAUCAACCAGCGAUCUGAUUUCUCCUUUGCCUUGUUUCGAGGCGGAUUAUCGAAUCCAAAAUUAUUGGCAGUAUCCAACUCCAUAUCCUUUGUGAACCCUAGAGCACCAGUUUGUCCCCGCCUCGCUCUCGGAAAGUCUUGGAAUGAGAUGACUGUAACAUGGACGAGUGGAUAUAACAUAGAUAAAGCCGUUCCUUUUGUUGAGUGGCGCUGGAAGGGUGGCAAGAAGACGCACUCUCCAGCAGGGACAUUGACAUUUGGGAGAAGAAGCAUGUGUGGAUCUCCAGCACGUUCAGUUGGUUGGCGUCAUCCUGGUUGGAUACAUACGAGUUUUCUUAAAGAUUUGUGGCCAAAUACUGUGUACACAUACAAGCUCGGUCACUUGUUAUCAAAUGGCUCUUAUAUUUGGAGCAAGAUGUAUUCAUUCAGAUCAUCUCCAUAUCCUGGGCAAGAUUCAUUGCAUCGUGUCAUAAUAUUUGGAGACAUGGGGAAGGGGGAACGUGAUGGAUCAAAUGAGUAUAACAACUAUCAGCCUGGCUUAUUACAUACAACGGACCAAUUGAUCAACGAUCUUAAUGACAUUGAUAUAGUUUUCCAUAUUGGUGAUAUCACAUAUGCUAAUGGCUAUAUCUCUCAGUGGGAUCAGUUCACAGCACAGGUUGAACCUAUAGCAUCCACUGUCUCUUAUAUGAUAACAAGUGGAAACCACGAGCGUGACUGGCCUAGGACAGGAUCCUUUUAUGGGGGCACAGAUUCCGGUGGAGAAUGUGGUGUGCCAGCUGAGACAAUGUUCUAUGUUCCUGCAGACAACAGAGCCAAAUUUUGGUCUUCGUUUACGUUUGUAAUCCAUUUGCUCCCAAUGACAGUACAACCUUCAGGUAGGAUCGACAAGUCAUAAACGUCCUUGUCUACCAUUGAUUGUAGUUCGGAAUCAAUUCCUUCUUUUUCAGAAGAGACUAUCUGAAUAAGCUAUCACGGCUUUCAAGUUCCAUGGGUCAAGUUCAUUGUCGUCUGGAACCAAGUCAGAAGACUCACCUAGACCAAUGUGCCUUUCUGGUUCACGAGGAACCCUCCCACUACGAUGAGUUUCUACAAAUAGUGGUACAAAAGUUGACAACUCAGGUGUAGACUGUACCUUUGUUUUUGGAUCUUAGUUAAUGGAAACUGUAGUAUCUCUUAAUUCAUCAAGAGCUACUUUACUGGGGUUUAA
This is a messenger RNA of Salvia splendens (bonfire salvia), 1641 nucleotides long. Its product is annotated as probable inactive purple acid phosphatase 27. The record is from RefSeq and is a predicted model, not a curated record. The transcript has 11 exons. Lineage: Eukaryota; Viridiplantae; Streptophyta; Magnoliopsida; Lamiales; Lamiaceae. Gene Ontology annotation, molecular function: metal ion binding; acid phosphatase activity. The coding region runs from base 1 to 1329 and encodes 442 amino acids.